Molecule: messenger RNA, 2154 nt
Organism: Musa acuminata subsp. malaccensis (wild Malaysian banana)
Lineage: Eukaryota; Viridiplantae; Streptophyta; Magnoliopsida; Zingiberales; Musaceae
Source: RefSeq, a predicted model, not a curated record
ACUGGUUUAAACUUGUGAAAAGUGUACAUCUUGAAGUUAUUAUUUACACAUCUGAAAAGUGUACUAUCGUAUUCUAUCACCACUUUAUCUCGUCUUUAUAUUCUUUUAGAGAUUGCAAGCACUAUGAUGCAUGGAUCUUAUUAAGUGAUCCUUUUUAGGGAACAUAUGCGUGGCUGUUAUGAAUUGUUACAUUUAGUUUAAACUCAUUUGGACAUGUUACUAAAGUUUCUCAAUUUUGGUAUGUUCAGCUCAUACUAAGGUAGUUACAUUUUAACCCAGCAGCCACUGAUUGGUCAUCAUUUGGGAAUUUAUUUUUUUUUUAAUUUUUUUUCUUGGAAAGUUUUAAUCUUAUCUUGUUAUAUUUAAAUAACUUUCUGUGUGUUAUAUUGGAGUGUUUCUUUUUGGGUAUAAUUUGUGCUGGUUGCAUGAUUAUACUGAAAAUUAAAUGUGGCAACCUUUGCAGGUUAUAAAAGAUUUCUCAGGAUGUCUUGGUGUACUAUUGAGUCUGAUCCUGAUGUCAGACAAGUAGGCAAGUUCCAACCUAGAAACAAGUCACAACCAAUAAAGGGAACUGCUAAAUCUGUUUCUUUUAUUCUUCCUGAUGCUUCCAUUACUGGUCCUCCUCCCAUGGGAUCCUUUUCUGAGAUAACGAACCCUUCUUCUGUACAAGCGAAGAUCGAUAUACCUGUGGAUAAUCCUUUGCAUUCAUCAAUCAUAACCUCAGACUGCAAUGAAGGUGUUCAAAUAGAUCACCGAGAGGUGGGAGAAGAGAAUAGAGAAGAAAUCAGACUUCCAAAGGGUUUGGAGGAUAUUCAUACCGAGUCCCAAUCCCAAAUUGUUCAAAAACUUAAGCAGCGGAUCCAUGAAGGAAGGCCUACUUCAGAAAAUGAUGAAGAUGAUGAUGCUCAUAAACCAUGUAGGAAACUGAGAAAGAGGAUAGCCAAGUGCAGUACUGACCAAAUUGAAGUUGGAAGCAAUGAUGAACGUGAUAUUGACAACUUUAAUGUCUCUCAGAUGGAUAACAGCCAAAGUGAUGAUUGUCAUAGGGAUGAAGAUAUGCCUAGGCCAAAGAGGACCAAGAGAAAGUCAAAGAGGCAGACAAUUGAAAUCGAAAAACCCACUCGGAAGCGUAAGAAAGCCUUUGAAAAACCUGAUUCUGUUGUAGAGAAUUCACCUAAAAAGAAGUUUCCUCAUGCCACAAGGCGAAGGAGAAGGCAAGUGAACAAAGUUUUACUGCAAACACCUGAAGAUGAGAUUGACCCGAGACAGAUUAGCAUAAGAGACCUAAUAAUGCUUGCAGAAGCUAAGGAGCGUAUAGCAAGUAAAGAAGCCUUUCUGAUGGGUUUUAAGCGUUCGAGGUUCUUCUGGUCACUGAUCGAGAAGCCGCUAGCGACCAUUUCCGAAAUGCUACAACGCGAACCAGUACGUCGCCGUCGAGGCGCUGGUGGCGGGGAUGUUAAUGAAAGGUUCCAUCGGGACUACGGUCAUGACACGGAGGACUGCCGUGACCUCCAGAAUCAAAUAGAGGCGUUGAUCCGGAGAGGUCACCUCGGACGUUACCUCAAAUUCCCGAAGGCGACUCCACACCCCAAGGGACCCGUCGAGAGACAAAUCGACGUCAUCUCCGGGGGACCAGCGGCCGGUGGCAGUAGCUCUGCGGCGAAAAAGGCCUACGCCCGCAGCACUGUCGAGAAACGUCCCUGGCUCGAGCUUGAGCUUGAAAUCACCUUCGGGGCCGGGGAGGCCGAGUGCUCCCACCAUGACGACGCUCUGGUGAUCUCCAUCCAGAUCGCCAAUGCCCGAGUUAAGAGGGUGAUGGUUGACACCGGGAGCUCCGUCGACGUUCUUUACUUCAACGCCUUCAAGAAGCUUAGCUUGAUCGAGGGAGACCUUACCCCUAUGACGUCAGCCCUCACAGGAUUCACAGGGGAUUCCGUCUCCCCGCUCGGGACCACGGUCUGCCCCGUCACCAUUGGGGAGGAGCCGAGGGCGAAGACGAUAAUGACCACCUUCAUGGUAGUCGAUCUAUCCUUAGCCUACAACGUCAUCCUCGGCCGCCCAACGCUCAACAAGAUAAUGACGGUGGUUUCCACCUACCAUAGGACCAUGCUGUGGGGCGGGAGAACAAUUGGAACACGUGGACCCUGCAUGUAG